This is a messenger RNA of Canis lupus familiaris (dog), 690 nucleotides long. Its product is annotated as single-pass membrane and coiled-coil domain-containing protein 3-like. The record is from RefSeq and is a predicted model, not a curated record. NCBI's taxonomy places the organism in Eukaryota, Metazoa, Chordata, Mammalia, Carnivora, Canidae.
AUGGCUCAGAGUGACUUCCUCUAUCCAGAGAACCCAUGGAGAAGCCAAGAAGUAAACUGUCUUCAUCAGGAUCCCCACCAGCAGCUUCUUGAUUGCCUAUCUGAUAGCUUCCAUGCCACCAAUAAGCUGAUUGGGGUUUUAAACAUGCACUUGGGGGUAAAACUGGCCUCUGUUGAGAUGAAAAGAGAUGGGACCAUCAAAGAAAACUCUGACAUCAUCAUCCAAGCCAUGAUGAAAAUCCAAAAGGAAUUGCAAAAGGUUGAUGAAGCCCUAAAAGAUAAACUAGAGCCAACACUUUACAGAAAACUUCAAGAUAUUAAAGGAAGGGAAACAGAGAAAAUUGCAAUAAUACAAAAGGUCAUUUCAGUCAUCCUGGGAGAAGCUACUUCUGCAGCCAGUGCAGUCGCUGUUAAACUUGUAGGCUCAACUGUCACAACUGGCAUAAUUAACAAGUUGAUCACUGUGUUAGCUCAAAUUGGUGCUUCUCUCCUUGGUAGUAUAGGAGUUGCUGUUCUUCGUCUUGGCAUAGAUAUGAUAUUCUGUGCCAUCCUGGGAGCAGUGGAGAAAACACAGCUUCAAGCAGCCAUUAAAAGUUAUGAGAUACAUCUGGUGGAAUUCAAGUCAGCUUCAGAAAAAUAUCAUCAUGCCAUUACUGAGGUCACCAACACAGUGAAACAGCAAAUGAAAUGA